AUGGGUCGGAACAGAGACCUUACUAACGGAGAAUGCCGCACUGUUGAAAUACUCGAGAAACAAGGCAUGUCCGCUGCAAAAAUUGCAUGCGUCCUUGAACGAUCAGCUACUGGUCAAAAGCUAAAGAAUAGUGGCCGAAAAUUAAUUGUCGAUGAUCGUUCUGAACGUUUAAUUCUUCGAAAAAUUAAAGCAAAUCCAAUGGUGAGGAGAAUGUCAAAACGCCUGCUUGCCACUAAAAUCUCAUCUACUAACAUAUCUCCACGUACCCUGAUAAGAAAUUUAAAGAAAAAUGGUAUCAAAUCCAAUAUUGCACGCAAAAAACCAUGGGCUAAUGAAGCAGAUCGAAUCAAACGAUUAAACUGGGCUAAAACAAAAUUGGACCAAAGAUUAGCGACGCCAACCGUUAAAAGUGGUCGAAAAUCUAUUAUGGUCUGUGGAUGUAUGAAUGGUGAAAAGUAUGGGAGCAUUAUUUUAGAUGUAAUUUACCCAAUGAUUAUGGUUGCAGAAGAGGCGAUAUUUCCAGAGGACAAUGCACCAAUUCACAGGAGCAAACCUGUAAAGAUAAUCGUGGAAUUGGACAAUGGAGUGGUCACCACAAUCACCAGACCUGAGUCUAAUUGA
Ambispora gerdemannii is the source of this 621-nucleotide messenger RNA. The record is from the annotation of a GenBank genome assembly. NCBI's taxonomy places the organism in Eukaryota, Fungi, Glomeromycota, Glomeromycetes, Archaeosporales, Ambisporaceae.